Messenger RNA from Cotesia congregata, 1044 nucleotides. The record is from the annotation of a GenBank genome assembly. NCBI's taxonomy places the organism in Eukaryota, Metazoa, Arthropoda, Insecta, Hymenoptera, Braconidae.
AUGAGUAACAAACGUCAAGCUUAUAAUAACUCUGAUUUAGAGUUACUCCAAAAGAAAUUGAAACUCUACCAAGAACUUUUCAAUUUGGAGAAUACAGAUCGACCAUUGGAAGAUCUAGUUAAAAACCAACCUGACAAUGUUUCUGAGGACUCAAAAGAUGAUGACACUUCUCAAAGUGACAAUUACAUGGAACCGGAAACUGAUCCUUCCCUUAAUAAUGAUCCCAAGACAUCAGUCGGGCUGCAAGAUACAAAGGCUCCUGAAGCUCCUACCCUCAGCGAACCUGUCCUUCAAAUGUUGUGUUCUGAAAAAAGAUCCUUGAAAGACAAAAGUUUCAAUUUUCAUCCGGAACUUGUAUCAUACUGGAAAGAGAUCCUUUCAUCAGGCAUGAACAAGGAAGAUAAGUCAAAAAUGGAUAACAAAUACCCUAAUAAAAGUAAUUGUCCUCUUGUUGCUCCGAUUCUCAACCCGGAAAUGUUUCCUUUGCUUAAUAAAACGUCCAAAUCGCGUGAUAAAUACUUGGCUAAUCACCAAGAUUUAUGUGGAAAAAGUUUAGUUGCUCUUGGCACAGCUAUUUGUCAAAUCUUCAAUGAUGAAGAAGAUCCAUUAGACAAACAAGAUCUUUUACAACUUCUUUGCGAUUCCAGCUCCAUGAUGUGUGAGCUAAUGUUCCAAUUGACUAAAUCCAGACAUGCUCAAUUAUACCCUUGUGUUGAUGAAAAAAGAAAAUCUAUAUUGGAAGAUUCACCCACAGACCAAUUUUUGUUUGGUGAAAAUUUAGCUAAAAAAAUCAAGUCUGCUGUUGUAGUAGAAAAAACUGGUCUUUCUAUUAAAAACCGGAAUUCUAAAAAGGAAUUUUCAAAGUCAAAGACUUCUUUAAACUGGAAGAGCCCGUCUGCUCCACGCUCCAACCAGACGGGCUACAACCGUUCUUCGUACAUGAGGAAAUCGAAUGCCUUCAAGAACAAUCAUUCGACGACUCGAUCCCGUUCAGAGAAUCAACCCCCUCAUGCUCAACAAAACCAGACUCAGAACAAAAAGUAA